AAUGCAGCAGAAUACGAAAUAUGGAUGACGGAAGAAAAACCGAACAAGCCAUCGAAUUUAAAAAUGAUUAAAUGGUCAGAAUUACGAACAAGAAAAGUACCAAGAAGAUUAUUUUUGAAUCAAAAAAGUAUCAUAGUUGACGAAGACGUAACUGAGGCAAAUUUAGGAAUCACCGUUGCGUGCAUAUCACCUACUUCCAAACAAUUUUGGCUUAUUUGCCAAUCGAAAACGGGUGAUUUUAUUAUUCAAAUAAUUUCACGAUAUCAAUCAACGGUUAUUGAUCGUAUUGUGGUACAAUGGAAUAAUGAAAACAAAGAGUGUACCUGCACCGAUGGUUUGGGAUCGAAUGAGGAUUGUCCUUGUAAUGUUGAAGUUCUUAUACCAUCUCGGAAUAAUGAACUUUGGAACUGUAUAAGUCAUAUGUUUCAAAAAACCUUAGACAAUAAAGAACGUGCGUUCUGGUCUCGAUAUUUAAGUAAACAAACAACUAAAGUUCUAGUUUUUUAUCCAUUCAAUGAAAAUAUUAUAUUAUGACAAAGAUAAAUGAAGUAUUAAUUAUUAGAUACUUAUAUUGGACUGAGAUUAAUACACUGGCUCAUGGGUCAUAACGUUGAUAACACGGAUUUAGAAUUCGUGCAUAUAUUUAAUGCAAAAGUUACGUACUUUGUUUCUGCAUCUGAACAAAGUGAUCUUCUUCUGACACUACCAGAAACAUUUACUAUAAAUGGCAAGUAUACUCGCUUAAUCUUAAAUUGUUUCCCCUUUUCUUUUUAUUUAUUUAUUUUAAAUAUUGUAAAUGCUAAAGUAUUGAUUUUUUAAACUACUAUGUACGCAGAUGUUAGAUUAGCAAAUCAAUACGUUCCAAUGACCGUUCAUCUUUUACCAACUGAUUCACAAGUAUAUGAGACUACUUUAUCUUUGACUUCUGAAGAUGGUAAAGAAUUGCGACUUUAUGCAGUUAGUUUUUUGCAUGUUGAUUCAUGAGUGAGUACAUUAUAUAAAUACAAUUAACUUCGUUAGUUAUUGAUUAUACAUUCAAUUGAUUUUAUCGCUAAAAAUCUCUUCGUAAAAGAAAUUAGCAAGGUAUCUUUACUUAAACAUUAUUACGAAUGCAAGGAGACAGGAAUGAAUUAACGACAUAUCAUUUUGAUGAUGAUAAUGAUUUUUU
Polistes canadensis is the source of this 1168-nucleotide messenger RNA. RefSeq lists its product as uncharacterized. Bases 25 to 534 code for a protein of 169 amino acids. The record is from RefSeq and is a predicted model, not a curated record. The transcript is spliced from 3 exons. Lineage: Eukaryota; Metazoa; Arthropoda; Insecta; Hymenoptera; Vespidae.